AUGGAAGGGAUGCAUCAAAAGCUACAUGAUGAGGUAUCUGGUGGUAAUUUAAAACGAGUAAAACAGUUGAUCAAACAAGGUGCUGGAAUAAACCAAACAGAUCAAGACGGAUACACAAGUUUACAUGUCGCUGUGCAGAGCAACCAGGUUAACAUCAUUGAAUACCUCAUUAAACGCGGCGCUGACUUGGAAAAGGUGACCACGAAUGGACAAACACCCUUACAUCUUGCUGCAUCGCUCGGACGUCUACAAGCAACACAAGUUAUAAUCAGUCGUGGAGCGAGCAUUAACCAAAAAAAUAAAGAUGGAAAAUCUGCAUGUCACAUUGCUGUAAUUAAGGGUCACCUAGAUGUUGCGCGAUACUUAAUCAGCCAGGGGGGAAAGGCCUACCAUGAGGUCAAUGUUGCAAAAAACUCACUCCUACACAUUGCAGCAAAAUACGGCUCAACGGAUAUAGUGGAAUACCUAAUUGGUCAAGGAAUUCAGGUGAACCAGGAGAAUGAUGAAGGUUCGACUGCAUUGCACAUUGCUGCAAAAAAUGGUCAUAUCGAUGUCACCAAGUAUCUGGUUAGUCAAGGAACGGAAGUGGAGAAAGAAGAUAAUAGAGGAAGAACAUCUUUACAUUGGGCGGUUAAGUUUGGCCAUCUAAAAGUGGUAAAAUAUCUGAUAUCUCAAGGAGCUAAUGUGAAUAAUGGUGAUAAACAAAGUUGGGCCGCAUUGCACCUUGCUGCUGGGGCGGGUCAUCUUGAGGUUGCAAAGCAUCUUAUUCUUCAUAGAGCUGAUGUGAAUAAAAGGAGUGAGAGCGGCAUGACUGCUUUACUCAGUGCUGUUUAUGGGGGUCACGUUGACGUCAGCAAAUAUCUGAUUAGUCAAGGAGCUGAGAUGAAUGUAAAAACUAAUGGAGGUUUCACAGCAUUUCACAUUGCGUUGGAAAGGGGUCAGUUUGGUGUCAUUGAGUAUCUGAUAAGUCAAGGAGUUAGAGUAGAUGAGUAUGAUGGUUCUGGUAACACACCAUUGCACCAUGCUUGUCGACGAGGUGAUAUUGGUCUUACAGAGCACCUAAUCAGUCUUGGGGCUGAUGUGAAUACGCGUAAAAGCAAUGGUUCGACAGCAUUGCAUUUUGCUGUUGAGAUGGGUAACCUCGACAUAACCAAAUAUCUAAUUAGUCAAGGAGCUGAAGUCAAUAACACAGACAGUAGAGGUUGGACGGUAUUGCACAGCGCUGCUGAUGGUGGUUAUCUUCAUUUUGCAGAAUAUCUGAUCGCCCAAGGAGCGGAUGUCCAUAAGGGAAACAAUGCUGGCGAGACUGCAUUACACGUUGCUAGUAAGAAUAGUCAUUUCGAUGUCAUCAAAUACAUGAUAGAGCAAGGAGCCGAUGUGAAUAAGGGAGAUAAUAACGGUCGCACUGUAAUACACUUUACUGCUGAGAAUGGUUUUCUUGGUUAUAUGAAAACUCUGAUACGAUAUAGAGCUGACGUCAAUAUUAGCGACAAUGAGGGUUGGACGGCAUUACACAUUGCUGCUGGAUGUGGCUGGUCUUAUGUUACAGAAUGUCUGAUCGUCAAUGGAGCUGAUGUGCAUAAGAAAAACAAUGCUGGUGAGAAUGCAUUACACAUUGCUGCUAAGAAUGGCAAUCGAGCUGUCAUCAAAUACCUGAUCGCCCAAGGAGCGGAUGUCCAUAAGGGAAACAAUGCUGGCGAGACUGCAUUACACGUUGCUAGUAAGAAUAGUCAUUUCGAUGUCAUCAAAUACAUGAUAGAGCAAGGAGCCGAUGUGAAUAAGGGAGAUAAUAACGGUCGCACUGUAAUACACUUUACUGCUGAGAAUGGUUUUCUUGGUUAUAUGAAAACUCUGAUACGAUAUAGAGCUGACGUCAAUAUUAGCGACAAUGAGGGUUGGACGGCAUUACACAUUGCUGCUGGAUGUGGCUGGUCUUAUGUUACAGAAUGUCUGAUCGUCAAUGGAGCUGAUGUGCAUAAGAAAAACAAUGCUGGUGAGAAUGCAUUACACAUUGCUGCUAAGAAUGGCAAUCGAGCUGUCAUCAAAUACCUGAUAGGCCAAGGAGCCGAUGUAAAUCACAGAGAUAACGACAAUCACACUGCAUUGCAGUCUGCUAAGAUGAAUGGUUUUCAUGAUAUCGUUGAAUAUCUGAUCACCAAAGGAACUGAUGUGAAUAAGGGAAAUAAUGACGGCCAUACUGCAUUGCAAAAUACUGCCGCUAAGAAUGGUCAUCUUGAUGUCACCAAAACUCUCACAAGUCACGAAGCUCAAGUAAAUGGAGACAAUAAUGGCUGGAGUGCCUUACACGCUGCUGCUGAGAGUAGUCAUCUAGAUGUCACCGAACAUGUCAUAAGUGAAGGAGCUCAAGUCAACAAAAAAGACAAUAAAGGUUCGACUGCAUUACACGAUGCUUCUCUUCAAGGUCAUUUAGAUGUCGUUCAUUGUCUGAUUUGGCAAGGAGCUGACGUAAAUACGGGAGACAUCGAUGGCAAUAGAGCUUUACACUUCGCUGCUUUCAGUGGCCAUCUUGAUGUCAUCGUGUAUCUUCUUAACCAAGGCGCUAAAGUAAAUGAAGAAGCUGAGAAUGGGAAUACUGCAUUACACUAUGCUGCUUGGAGAGGUCAUCUAGCUGUCACGAAAUGUCUUAUUAAAUAUGCUAAUCAAGAGGUUGCUGUAUAUGAAAACAUAAAACCUCACGACCUGCCUUCGUAUCAAGAAAGUCAUGCUGGCGUCACCGAGCAUGUUUUGUGCAGUGCAGACGUGAAUAAAGCAAACAAUGAAGGCAGAACUGCCUUACACUUUGCCACAGAAAAAGGCCAUACUGUUGUUGCGGAAUACCUACUUUCUGAAGGAGCUAUCGCGAAUAAAGAAGAUAAUGGUGGCUGUACAGCAUUACAUUUUGCUGUUCAGAAUAGGCAAUUUGGUCAGGUUAAAGUUCUGUUAGAGGGAGGGGCACGUCCUGACGCCGAAGACAUUCACGGACAGACACCUCUACAGCUGUCUCAGUUACUUGGGUACAAAGACAUCACUGAUCUUCUCACCAAUGGUCGCAAUUCAGAGGUGAGCCAGGUUGAAGUACUGGACAUACAACAUGCCAUAGAACACGGUCACUCACCCUCCAUUGAGAAGAUAGUUUCAAGUGGAGCUGAUCUCAAUGCCCAGUCUACUGACGGUCAGACGUGUCUUCACAACGCCAUCAAACUCUGUUACAAGACUGGGGUAACUGUGGAAGGAAGAGCCGCACUAAAAAGGAUUUCGGACGAGUUUUACGAUGGGAAACUAUCUCCUGAGAUGGCCCUCGUGUUUCAUCUCCUGGAGAACGGAGCUAGGAUAGAUGUGGAGGAUGCAGAUGGCAACUUACCGAUCCAGUAUGCCAAGGAUGAGGUGGUCAGACAGAUGAUUUUAUCGAGGUGA
Molecule: messenger RNA, 3414 nt
Organism: Lytechinus pictus (painted urchin)
Lineage: Eukaryota; Metazoa; Echinodermata; Echinoidea; Temnopleuroida; Toxopneustidae
Product: serine/threonine-protein phosphatase 6 regulatory ankyrin repeat subunit B-like
Exons: 3
Coding region: 1-3414 (1137 amino acids)
Molecular function (GO): protein binding
Source: RefSeq, a predicted model, not a curated record